AUGCGGAAGGCCGCUGAAACUGUCGGCCAGCAAGGCCGCCAGAUCGAGGAUCUGAAGGAAGAAGUACUGUCUCCGCGGGGGCAGAGCCGCUGGGGUUGGUUUGCCCGAGGCACGGGCCAGAGCGGCCGCGAGCGUGACGGUGACGAUCCCAUGAAAGGCGAAGGCGUCUCUGCGGGUAGCAAUGAGCCAACGAUCACAGUGGCGACGGGCUCGAACAUGCCCGUGCCUCCUGUAUACCGCGGCUCCACGAAGAUGGAGAAAAAGACCUUCAUUGACAGCUACCUCAUCUACAAGCGGCGGGUUACGGCCUUAAACCAGGGCUCGUAUGGUCGCGUUUUUGUCAUGCCUCUGAGUGCUUGCAUUGAGCACCGGACGUUGAUCCGUAUCUGCAUGAAGACUGGAACGCAGGAAGUCCAAGACCGCGCGCGGCUAGCGCAGGCUAUGCGUUCCUUGGCGAUGAACACUACGCUACCCGACGCGGAGUCUCGAGUAAUGAAGCUAGUGACGGACUUCAAUGAGAUCCUGGAUGCGCAGGAUAUGGACGAUUUCCCCCUCUCGAAGAGCCCAAGAUGGCUACUGCCCGCCCUCAAGCAGACGGUCGUAACGGAGCUGAAGCGCACGGUGCACAAGUCGACGAAGAAGUCCGUGAAGGUAUUCGUCGAUUGGCUGCGAUCCAGAGUGUCAGGAUUCCUGGUUUUUGAAUCAGCUAUCCAGCAGACGACGAGAGGCGGAGGAAGCGAGGCGCACCAGCAGCCCAGGACGGGCAGCCCCCGUAAGUACCAUAAGUGCGGCGACCUGGCCCAUGGCGUAUUCCAGUGUCCCCUUGCGAGUGCGACAGAAGCGAAGUAG
Molecule: messenger RNA, 849 nt
Organism: Phytophthora sojae
Lineage: Eukaryota; Oomycota; Peronosporomycetes; Peronosporales; Peronosporaceae
Exons: 4
Coding region: 1-849 (282 amino acids)
Source: RefSeq, a predicted model, not a curated record